Onthophagus taurus is the source of this 1324-nucleotide messenger RNA. RefSeq lists its product as uncharacterized. The record is from RefSeq and is a predicted model, not a curated record. Gene Ontology annotation, biological process: phospholipid metabolic process; arachidonate secretion. NCBI's taxonomy places the organism in Eukaryota, Metazoa, Arthropoda, Insecta, Coleoptera, Scarabaeidae. Gene Ontology annotation, molecular function: A2-type glycerophospholipase activity.
UAAUUUGGGAAUAUUUAAAAGAAACAAUAAAUUAUUGUGGGUGCUUUUAGUGAGAUACUUUUUAAUUUUGAACGUUUCCAAUUGUGAGGAGGUGAACGAUUUCGUUAGUUUUACUUAUUACGAAAACGGAGAAUUGGAAACGUUGAUUAAAUUCGGCGGUAUUAGCGCCAAAGAAAUUUCGGUCGCUAAUAAAAAUGAAUCUGGGUUAUCUCUCCGACAAAUAAGUAACGGAAAACGAUUUCUUCAAUUAAUCUACGACGAAGAAUCCUUAAAAGAAUGCAAUUACAUCCAGGAGAAAGACCAAGUUGAAAAGUUCCUCAACUCGUUUAAUCCGGCCAAUUUUUAUAAUUCAAGUUCUACCUCAAAAGUUAUUGUGGAUAAUUUACGAGAUCGAAAUCUACCUCCUAAUGUGAAGAGUUGGUUUAAUUUUAGGCGGAUGAAGAAAUUGUGUCACCAAAAAUUGAGGGAAAUUAAAAGCGAAUUAAAAAAGUUAGAAAAACGCCGCUUGGAGGAGAUGGAACAAGAAAAUCUUUUCGGGAGGUCAAUUCGAAAUCGAAGAAGUUUUCAAGUACUUUUACCGGGAUCGAAUUGGUGCGGUGAUAGAAACCGAGCGGAAUCCUAUACGGAUUUAAAUCUAUUUUGGAAAACGGAUAAAUGCUGUAGAACUCACGAUUUCUGCAAAAAGGAUAUCCCCGGAUUUUCUUUUCGUUACUCCUAUUAUAAUUUUCGACCGUUUACGAUUUCUCAUUGUAAAUGCGACGACAGGACGAGAAGAGAUAUAAGCGAUUUUCUUCGGGUACCGGGUACCCAAUGGUGCGGAAAAGGUUACUCCGCAAAGAAAUACACCGACGUCGGGAUGUUCUCCCAAACGGAUAGGUGUUGUAGGAAACACGAUCUCGCCUGUCCGUAUUGGAUCGGCGGAUUUCAAAUGAAAUACGGCGUCCGAAACAACAUGAUCAACACGUUGAUGCAUUGUAGCUGCGACGAACGAUUUCGGGCUUGUUUAAAACGUGUUGGGACGAUCGACGCGAAUUUAGUUGGGAACAUUUUCUUUAAUUUUGUCCAAAGGGAAUGUUUCACCUUAGAACCGAAGAAUAAAUGCGAUAAAAAAAAAUUUAACAAUUUAAAAUUGAAGAAAAAUGAUUCGAUGAAGAGUAUUAAGGUGAAAAAUUCAAACGUACGGCGAAGAAAACGCAACGAAAGGAAAUGUAGGAGGAAGAACUCUGAAAGAAAAGCUACUAUUCGAAGAAAUUUAGUUUAUUAAUUAGGUCUUUAUUAAUUUAAAAUCGAUUUGUUGAAAUAUUUUUUUAAUUUAGCCGAAUAU